GGAUCAAGCAAGUGGACUGUAUCAGCUAGGCCUAUCCUUGAAAUGAUCCGGUUGACAUCACUACAAUGAACUGUAAAACAUACUGGAUAUGAUGGGGAUAGUUUCAUGAGUUCAUCCAGUUGUUGGGAUACUGUAACCCUGUUACAUGUCAGAGAGAGCUGAGUCUCGAGACGUUGAUCUAAUUGAAUUGAAUAGAAAUAGAAGCAAACGGGAGCUGGGAAGGGUAUUCAGGGUUCCCCUCGCUCUCAUUUUUUCUCGGACUGUUAUUUAUGACGGACUUGUUUUUGUCAACGGUCCAACACUCGGACUGUCGAAACAAACAGUUUAGACCUGGUAAAGUUGACCCUAGACGUUGAUCUUGGGUCAGUUUCGCAUUUCCCCUGCUAAUGAUUAAUGUUAGGACUGGGGAAGGGGGAGCUGUUGAUCCUACACCAGCCACGUAGCCUACUGAGCGAUGCAAAGAGCUUUUAAACAGUUUCACCCGGCAGUAAGUAAAUCUGACUAAAACGGCAGAAAAUAGCCGUACGAGAUGCGGUGCGUCAUUGUUGCUACUUGGGUCACAGUUGUUGCGCGUCAUAUUCCACACACACGGAGCAGUACUAUUGGUUACAUUUACACUUCGAAAUUCCAUCCUUUGUCCAUUUGGUACAUGGUGGAAUUCGGGAUCAGAGGCCCUGCCACCUCUGGUGCCUGAGGCUUGGCUCUUUUUCCAUCUCUAGCCUAUGGCCAAUUGAGGAUCAUGCUCUUUUAAGAGUUCUUGAUGCCUUCUUGCUUCAUACCUAUUCUCCAAGGGCACCACCUGAAGCCUUCCAGUUUAGUAUAGGCCUAUCACUUUUUUAGUCCAGCCCUCAGAGGCAGGUGCAGCUCACCUUUUUUUCUGCCAAGCAGUCAUAUCAUCAAACAAUGGAGGAAGACUGGAGCUGGAAAGAGGAGACCCAGAAGAAGGUGUCAAGGUUCCUAGUGAAGCUGAGGCUGAAGAAUCCUUUGCAGAUUACUGAUAACAGGUACAGUUCGGAGUCAGAGCGAGCUAACGCUGAAGUUCGCCAGGGGGCAGUCAUGCAGUCUUCAGUAGAGGGCAAAGCUCUCCGCAGCGCGCAAGGAAUUAUCCAUAAUAACUCACCUCAGCACUCCCCACCCACUGGCACUGAUAAGAGUUGCAGAGGGGCAGAGGGAUCUACAUCCCCAGAUAACAUUGACAGCGACAGGAAGAAGAUCAAGUUCCCACUCCUCUUCACCAAGACAGCCGUGGCUGGGACCACCACCAACCCCCUUCUCACUGAGAAUGACCGGCCCAGCGGGAAGCUUUCUGCCAAGGCAGAAAAGGCCCAUAAGACUGUGAUGGUGGCCGGUAUCCCAGAGGAGAUUGGUGUUGGAGCUAAGGUCAUGCAGAAGACCUUACCGGCCAUAUCCAAGUUCAGCUGGUCACGGCCCAGUCCAAGUGAAGAAGAUGACAAAGUCCAGGGCAAAGUCGAAGACUUCCGCAAGACCAAACUAGGUGAACAGAAAGAAGAUAACGUCCCGCCAAUAGCCAAAGAACCCCGGAGAAAAGGGUCCUCCCAUGGAGCAGAGCAAGGCAGAGGCAGGGACUAUAGCAGGAGGAAGGCGCCCCUCUCCUACGACAUACAGCACAGACUCAACCAAGCCAUGACAGAUUCAGACAGACUCAAAGCUAGAGAGAUCACCAAGAGAAGCGGAACCAUCCCCUGCGAGAAUCUCCAGCAAAGGCCCAACCGACAGAAGCCAGAGUUGGAGCGAUUCAAACCCAGGGAUAUCACCAAGAAGAGGGCCAUCAUUCCAUGUGAUGAGCUGCAGCAAAGGCCCCAUCAGCCAAUGCCAAAGCCAGAUAAAGCUGCCCUGGUUAAACUCCCAGCGAUUCCACGGUGGACGGGCUCCAUCUCAUAUGAGGAGUACCAGAAGCUGAACCAGAAGAUGCCAGACAAAACCAUCAACACAGAGGACCUGGAGAAGUUCUUAAACUCACUGGGCAUUACUCAUAUUGAAGACCUGGCAACUACGGUGCCUGACGAUCCCCUGAUCGAUGCCCAGUCUGAUGCCUUCAAAGAAGUCUUUGAGCAGUUUGCAAAGAACAGCGAUGGCUCUCUCAACGAGGAGGGCCUGGCGUCCACGCUGGACAGAGUGGGUAUCAGUAUCAGCCCAGAGGAGGUGAAGAAAGCCCUGCAGAAGGCUGACUACGAUGAGGACGGAGAGGUGGGGUUUCAAGAUUUCCUGCAUGUGAUGGCGGACAGCCAGCGCUUCUCCAAGUGCUUGAAAGCUGAAGGAGCGGACCCAUCCCAGUCUGUUGAGGUGUGUGAGACAGUGUUUUACAAGGCCCUGACCAGGAUGCUGGCUGCUGGUAUCCUGUCCAGUGGUACUACAACGGAGAUCGUACAGUACUACCAUAAAAAGACUCUGAGGCUGAUCCGGCGGGCCGUGCGACCAGACAGGGAGGACGGGGACCAUGUUCUCACCUACUACACCAAGGGAGCUCAUCUCAUAGGCCUGAAGAAGACAAUUGCCCAGAGCCAGAAGGUGAAGGAUAGCCCGUACUUGAGGUGUCCCAGCCUGAACGUGGCCUACACCUCCUGGGACCCCCGGCGCAUGACCCUGAACCCUGCGCAGAGGGCCAAAAUGGGCCGCGUGAAGUCUGUCAAGACCUGGAAGACCGCUGAGAUCGAGGAUCGCAUCAGACAACUGUCAAUCAAGCACCCCGGGAUGGAGAAAAUGGAGAUGAUCACGCCUGUGAAGAUGAAGGUGAACAUGUCCAUGAAGGAGAGGGACCACCUCACUUACAAUGAGAUCUACCAGAUAAAGCAGAUGUCCAAAUCAAGUCUGAAGGAGUACCUGAAGGACCUGACCCAGCUGAAGCGCAGGGACAUGUGGAACUCCUGGGGCUCCCUUCAGUGUUACUGCGCCCUCCACAGCCGAAAGGACUUCCCCAAAACCUUCACCACCUACUCCUGGUCCUGGAGCGGCUGUCGCAACAUGAUGGAGACUGGAGACCUGGACGCUCCCUGUAGGUCCGCCCUACGCCCCCAUGUAGCCAACCACUGGAGCCCUUCGCCAGGAAGCGGCGUGCCUCGUCCAAUCAGGGAGGCUAAAAAGAGAAGACCCUGGCGGCAACCCCGUUGACAGGAAGAGCAGUACACUGUAGAAAAGAGGAAUAACACCAAUAGCAAUCAUAACAAUACUGAUACGAUCAAUUACUUUAACCACAAAGAUCCCAGCCACUCCCACUUCCUCUGACCACAGUCUCCACUCCCCCACCCCUCCUGAUCCCAGUCUUCGACCAGAGCGGCUGUAGUUAUGAGUGCAACAACCCCCCAUGUUAUGUGUACAAACAGGACCGGCCCCCUAGCUGAUCUGUUGCUCUGGGCCUAACUUACAUUAGCCCGCCCCUGAGGCCCCAUGAGAGGGGG
Molecule: messenger RNA, 3416 nt
Organism: Oncorhynchus mykiss (rainbow trout)
Lineage: Eukaryota; Metazoa; Chordata; Actinopteri; Salmoniformes; Salmonidae
Source: RefSeq, a predicted model, not a curated record